AUGGAUACCGAACAUCUUUCUCAACCUACCCUUCCGGAUACCGGUGGGAAUGAGGCCAUACAAAGCCAAGGCAAAAUGGGAUUCCGGCCGAGGCGAGCCAAAUGGGCUUGCUUUGCUUGCCACAAACGAAAAGUGCGUUGCGACGCCCUAAAUCAAGGCACCUCGUGCACCAAUUGCAAACUUGAUAUGAAGGAAUGCGUUGCUCCACCGAGGAGGAAAAAGGCAGCCUCAAGCAAAUAUAUGCCUAGUGCUAAAACGCCACUGUCACAACACUCCCCAGACCCUACGUGCAACGUCCAGUCAAAUAGCACCGGUGUAUCACAAAAAAGGAAAACCGAGCCUCGAAGUUUGGGUUCACGUACCAAUCCAAAAAGACAACGUCCUGAGGAAGACUCACACAAUGUGAACAAUGAAGUCGGGCGUUGGAUGGAUAUGUUACCGCCAAGCGUCUUAGAACAGCUCGAGCUUCGUUCUACCAAACACAGUUCGAGGCCUCAUCGAGAAACCAUUGAACUCAAGGAACAGUUCCACCACCAAUGCUCUGAAAAGUUACUCCAGGCUGUUGACAUCUUGACUGAAGUCAUCAUCAUGCACAAUGCGCUCUCAGCACACGGGCCAUCCGUCCCCAUCGCUUAUCCGGCUGAGAGUUGCACGUCCGAAAAACAAUCAGAUACGAAAGAAAACAUGGACUAUUCUUCGCCCUGUCAGGUUGGGGAGAACAUAUGGGACGCCGAGAAGACUGUGGAUGAAGGUUUGGCUUUGACUCCCGAGUCCCUCGAAUAUGUGGCUGGGUCGAACUUCAAUAUUUGGUUGGAAUUGAACGACUUUGACCUUGAAGGUCCUUCAUCGCUGGGUUUAUACGAUGCCGAAGAAGCUGGGUCCUGGAGGUCGUCUCAAUAA
This is a messenger RNA of Penicillium robsamsonii, 900 nucleotides long. RefSeq names its product Zn(II)2Cys6 transcription factor domain-containing protein. The coding region runs from base 1 to 900 and encodes 299 amino acids. Gene Ontology annotation, biological process: regulation of DNA-templated transcription. NCBI's taxonomy places the organism in Eukaryota, Fungi, Ascomycota, Eurotiomycetes, Eurotiales, Aspergillaceae. Gene Ontology annotation, molecular function: DNA-binding transcription factor activity, RNA polymerase II-specific; zinc ion binding. The transcript has a single exon. The record is from RefSeq and is a predicted model, not a curated record.